AUGGCAGUCGCAUCGAUACAAGAUCGCACGUCCGAGUUCCGGUCGGUGCUCGCGCAGGCCCAGCGUCGACAGAACACGGGCAAGGGGGGCGCGCAGAAGCGCUCGCUUUUAACGGACUCCCAAAAGGCGGCAGCCAACGGGGAUGGACGGCCACGACGAUCCGACUUUGCUCGCCAGGCGGCCGAGAUUGGAAGGGGGAUCUCUGCAACGAUGGGCAAGUUGGAGAAGCUGGCGCAGUUGGCCAAGCGACGAACCAUGUUUGACGAUCGACCAGUCGAGAUCAACGAGCUCACCUUUGUCAUCAAGCAGGACCUGUCGGCGCUGAACCAACAGAUUGGAGGCCUGCAGGCCCUGACGCGGCAGCAGCAGCGCCCCGGUGCCGACCAGGAGAGCGAGCACAACAAGAACGUUGUCUACAUGCUGCAAGGCAAGCUGACGGACGUGUCAGUCAACUUCAAGGAUGUCCUCGAGGAGCGCACUAAGAACAUCCAGGCAUCGCGUUCUCGCACCGAGAACUUCGUCUCGUCCGUGUCUCAGCAUGCCCAGCCCACGAUCCAGCAGUCCGCCUCUCCGCUCUACGGCACCCCUAACAGGGCGUCGCCAGCCCUCGGAAGAGGCGCGGGGGGUGCAAGCGGCGGAGACACACUCUCCCUUGAGCCCGUGAGUGACCAGCAGAUGCUCCUCAUGGAAGAGGCUCAGGCUCCCUCCAAUUCUUAUAUCCAGCAGAGAGGUGAGGCCAUUGAGGCCAUUGAGAACACCAUCUCUGAACUCGGAAGCAUCUUUGGCCAGCUGGCUACCAUGGUGACGGAGCAGAGCGAGAUGAUUCAGCGCAUCGAUGCCAACACCGAGGACAUCGUUGACAAUGUCGACGGCGCGCAGAGGGAGCUGCUCAAGUACUGGUCUCGUGUGUCGAGUAACCGGUGGCUCAUUGCCAAGAUGUUUGGCGUCUUGAUGAUUUUCUUUCUACUCUGGGUCCUCGUCUCUGGAUAG
Messenger RNA from Geosmithia morbida, 990 nucleotides. RefSeq names its product syntaxin 5. Gene Ontology annotation, molecular function: SNARE binding; SNAP receptor activity. Bases 1 to 990 code for a protein of 329 amino acids. The transcript has 3 exons. Gene Ontology annotation, cellular component: endomembrane system; Golgi membrane; SNARE complex. Gene Ontology annotation, biological process: endoplasmic reticulum to Golgi vesicle-mediated transport; vesicle fusion; intracellular protein transport. NCBI's taxonomy places the organism in Eukaryota, Fungi, Ascomycota, Sordariomycetes, Hypocreales, Bionectriaceae. The record is from RefSeq and is a predicted model, not a curated record.